UGGUUUCGAUAUGUAGAAAUUAGAAAUCUCCAAAAUCCAAAUUGUCCACCACCACAAAUAUUUUUUUUAAUUGCAUUGAUUAAUAAUCACUAUUGUAGUAUUUUAAUUUUUAUACAGACAGUAGACACUAUGAAGUGAUGAGUUAGAGUAAAUAAUUGAGAUAUAAGUAAUAAAUAAUAUUAGAUUAUUUUAAGUUAAUUUUUCAACAUGACUGAGUACUGGAAAUCACAAGCACGGAAAUACUGCGAGUUUUGCAAGUGUUGGUUCGCUGAUAACAAAGUUUCUAUUUCAUUCCAUGAAAAUGGUAAACGACACAAGGAUAGUGUUAAAAAACAUAUAUCACAAAUCAGUAAGAAGAGUGCAAAAGAAUUUAAAGUUAAGGAGAAACUUGACGAUGAUAUUAAAAAAAUGGAAGAAGCUGCCAUGAGUGCUUAUUUAAAAGAUGUACAAAAUAAUGCUGAUUUGACAUCACAGAGUAUUAAUGAUUUACUUGCCAAAGAUGGCAACAGUAGCAAAGACAUUAUAAUUUCCGAGAAACUUUCUACAACUGUAAACGAACCUGUUUGGUAUGAAGUGAAAAAUGAUGAUGGGAGCACAUAUUAUUGGAACAAACAAACCAAUGAAACAACCUGGGAAGAACCAGACAAAUAUUUAUCAAUAGCAGAACAAGGGGAAACAAAAAUAAAAGAGGAAAAGAAACAGAAGAAAUUACAAAAACAAAAACAUAAAGAAGUGAUCACAGAGGCGAAAGCUCAUAUGGCAAGAGAAAGCAUGCGUGAGUUAGCAGUAAAGAAAGAAAAGUCUCCACCACCGUUCAGACCUUCAUAUGGACCAGAACCAAGGAGUUCACCGUUUGGGAAGUGGCAACCUGUUAUUAAGGAGGAAGUGAAAGAAAUUGAUCUACAACUACCCAAGUCCAGUAAACCAGUAAUACCACCACCAGUUGUUAUGGAACCUGAAAGAGUUCAGUUUAAAGAAAAGAAAAUAGAGUCCCUGGGAGAGGGGCCUGUGGAGUUCAAAAAGAGAAAGUUCAAUAAUUCUAAACGAAACAUUAGACAGAAAGUUGACGACGAAUAAAUAUUUAUACUGAUUGUA
Messenger RNA from Leptidea sinapis, 1095 nucleotides. RefSeq names its product WW domain-binding protein 4. Gene Ontology annotation, biological process: mRNA splicing, via spliceosome. The transcript has 7 exons. Gene Ontology annotation, molecular function: RNA binding; zinc ion binding; protein binding. Bases 208 to 1077 code for a protein of 289 amino acids. The record is from RefSeq and is a predicted model, not a curated record. NCBI's taxonomy places the organism in Eukaryota, Metazoa, Arthropoda, Insecta, Lepidoptera, Pieridae. Gene Ontology annotation, cellular component: nucleus; precatalytic spliceosome.